AGGAAGCAAAACCGGGGCGGAGUUGCCGCUCUUGAAGCCAAAGCCGGGAGGGAAGAAAGAAAAGCAAGCAAAGAAGGAAGGCGAGAGAGGACUGACUCCAAGAGAAAGAGCGAGGAGCGCCUGGAGAAGACCCUUUGGUUGCUGAAAUGCGCUCACAGUGACUUCCAAGGGCUUCAAAACAUGGAAUUUACCAGAAUAUCACCGUCUGAUGAAGAGCAGUCUUUUACGGAUAUUGAUGACCUCCAUUAUUCGUUGCAAGCGGAGCAAGAGAAUACCCAAAAGAAAACCUUCACAAGCUGGAUCAACUCGCAGCUGGAAAAGCAUUCACCACCUUCCUUUAUCUUGGAUUUGUAUGUGGACAUCGGAAAGGGUCACGCACUUUUGGAUUUGCUGGAGGUCCUUUCUGGAGAGCAGCUGCCACGUGAAAAAGGAUUCAAAACUUUCCAGUGCCGAAGCAACAUUGAAAAUGCCUUGACUUUCCUAUCGAACCAAUCGAUCAAACUCAUCAAUAUCCAUGUUGCUGAUAUUGUUGAAGGGAAACCAUCCAUUGUGCUUGGUCUUAUUUGGACAAUCAUUUUGCAUUUUCAGAUUGAAGAGUUAGCCUGGACUCUGGCUGGUGGGUACGGUCACCCUCCUGUGGAGACUCCGGCUGCCACAGACAAUACCUCUCCCACAGAAAGCCCUCCGGCUAAAAGAAAUGCAAAAGCGAAAGAGCGAUGGAAGAUAUCAGCCAAGAAAGCAUUGCUCUUGUGGGCAAAGGAACAGUGCGCUAAACAUGGCUCCGUCAGUGUUGCAGAUUUCAAAUCCAGCUGGAGAAAUGGGUUGGCUUUCUUAGCUGUCAUUCAUGCCUUACGUCCAGGUUUGGUUGAUGUGGAGAAAGCAAAAGGAAGGUCCAACCAAGAGAAUCUGAAGGAGGCCUUUGAUCUUGCAGAGAAGAAACUAAAUAUUCCCCGGCUGCUUGAACCUGAAGAUGUUGAUGUCACCAAUCCAGAUGAAAAGUCCAUCAUGACGUAUGUGGCUCAGUUUCUGCAGUAUUUCAAAAGUUUACCUGUAGUUGAAGAUGAAAUGCAGGGGAAAGCGAACGAGACCUUGAGUUGGCUGGAAGCUCAAGAAACGAAGUUAACAGAGUUGCAGGCUGAAACUGACAAUGCACCCUUCUAUGAGAAAUACAAAGAGAUGAUGUCUUUUAUGGAAACAUUUGAUGAGGAGAAGAAAGCUUUCCUGCCUGUUUUGGCUUCUAAAAGGAAACCUUUGGAGCUGAGUGAAGAUCAACUGCAGAUGAGAGAAGCAUGGAACAUCCUAUCCUCACAGAUUUAUGAAUGGAAAGGAGAGCUGGACCGUUUGUUACCUCCGCCUUUAGAUACCAUUGAGUUGUGGCUCCAAGAUGUAGAACACCAGAUGGCUGAAGAUCUCCCUGAUUCCCACCAUCGCUGCAAAGCAAUAGAUGUCCUUCAAGGAAGAAUGAAAUCCCUCCAGGGCUUGAUGGCCUAUUUUGAACAGCACUUGGAGUCCCUGCUGUCCUUCGAAAACAGAAAUGAGAUAAGCAUGCCACUGGUACCUCACCAAAAGCUGGAAGAAAUUAAAAAACGGUUCAACAACAUUCAGACGAUGGAUUACAGCAUCCUUGUGGAAUACUACAACUUAUUCUGCUCAGCUAUCUUGGAGGAACUGAUCUCUAAGUUGAACAUUUGGCACAUCAAGUAUGGGACCAAAGAAGAGAUUGAGUCACUCCUUUCAGAUUGGCAGGAUUUUAUUGAAGAAAAGGGAUUUGUUAGUCAACUAGAAGUGGCAUUUAAAACCUGUGAAAAGAAGAAGAACAGACUCAUCAGGACUUCUGUUUUGGGAGUUGAUCCUGAUGACAUAAACAAACAAUUCAAGAUGCUAGAAUCUCAGAUUUCAAGGUGCAAAGAAUACAUAUACAAUGUGAACGAAACUCUGCAAAAGAAAAUAUCAUCCUGGGCCAUCUAUACAGAAAAUGUCCAACUACUAAAAGAAUGGCUGGAAAAGACACGGAAAGAACACCCCAAAAAGGUUCCCACAGAGACCCUGGCAGCCUGGAACUCUAGACACGGAUCUUUAAAUGAAGCCGGGAACUUUCUGGUUGAAUGCAGCAACGAGGAAGUGGGAUCAGUUGUUUCGGCAGAACUCAAAAACCUGAACACAAAAUGGGCCAAACUUAUAAAGAAGACACAGUUUGAGAUGAGAUUGCUGAAGAUGCAGCAGGAGGAGAUGGGCUUAACGUCUGACAACAAUGAGAAUGUUGAUUCUCCUCCAGUGAAAGCAGACAUUGUUGACAUGCCUGGGCAUCAGUUGAAUGUCUCAGAUGAGGCUCUUGAGAAUAUGAAGAUUUCCCCAGCUACGCCUUGCACUGAUUCCGUUGCAUCUGAAGCAUAUUUGUCAGAACAAGAGGUCAAACUGAACUUUGAGGAUUCUCAUAAGAAGCUGGAAGCUACUGUUUUGAAAGCGAUGCAACAGCUUUGCCGUGAAAAAGGUCCCGAGAGAUCAAUGUCCAAAUAUGAGGAAGCUUUUAGCAUCUUGGAUGCCAGCAUCCUUGGCGAGUUUUUGAAAGCUGCAGAACAAUUGAAAGACAUUUCAGCCGCUCACGACAAAGCUGUGGUGGAGGAAAAGAGCAAAGAUGUCCGUGAGAGAUGGGAGGCAGCUCGCAGAGAAAUCAUAUCCUAUAUGCAGUUUAAGAUGGAAGUUGAAAGAGGGCAAUUGAAUAAAAUGUUUACCAAGCUGAAUAAGCAGAUAAAUAAAGAGAAGAGGCUGCUUAAUGCUGGGAGAACUAAGGGACUUCUUGAAGAACACGAGGACAUGUUUUCUCAGCAAGGCAGGAUGGGCAAGUUGAACAGUUGCUUACAAGCAAUGAAAAUGAUGAGUGAGAAAUUGGCCAUAGAAGAAAACGAAUCUGAAACUAAAAUGCUGGUUGCAGAAUAUGAGCAGAGGAAAGAAGACCUUCAGAAACGUGCGUCAGCUGUGUAUAAUGCUCUGGUGUCCAGGGCCUGUGAGGACCUUUCAUCCAAAAGAGGAGGUAAAGUGCUAGCUUCUGCCAAUGGAGAAAAGGCAUCUUCUCAACCUCCCUAUGAUGGUAUUUCUGCUGAAAAGAACCCAGCGAGUAUUUCCGGUAUAAAAUUGGAAGCAAAAGAGAAACUUCACAAUGGAGGACAUCAUGCAAAGAAGAGUAGAAAAGAUGAAAGCUUGGAUCUAGAAGUGUUAAAAGAGAGUUAUGACCGAGCAAGACAUACAUUGAAGCUUCACUUAAGCAGUGUUAGAGAGAAUAUAGCUCCUGCUUUUACUCUUGACAUAAAAGAUGCUUCUUGUCUCCAGAAUAAGCUGAAUGAGUUAGAGGCCUUGGAGAGUCAAAGCGAGUCUUCCUGGAAAGUGCUUGAAUCCAUGUGUAUCAUGCUAGAAAAGAGUUCGGGUGAAAUGGGGAAACCUGACGCCUUUGAACAAUCUCAGGAAGAAUUGUGCAGAGAAUGGAAAGAGCUCCAGUCAACUUUAAAUAAAAGGAUGGAAUCUUUAAGGACCGUUUUGGCCCUUGUCUUGCCAGUUGAAAAUGAGCUGAUUCAACUAUGCAAUUCAGAAGAACAGCUUCGCAAAAAGGACAUACCACAGGGCCUGCUAUUGAAUAGGGAUCUUCCACAUAAAAAAGUGAAGAAUAUGCAGGCAUCUAUAGUAAAAUGUAUUGAGUGGUGCAACCAGAAAAAGCAAAACAACCCCACAGGAGGGACGGUUGACCCAGCAGACUGGCAAGUGGCAAGCACCAUGAUCAGUCAAUACAAAAUGCAGUUGGAAGAACUGGGACAUAAGAUACACACAGUUGAAACAAUCUUGCAAGAUCUUGAAACUUUCCAGACGUACCUGAGGAAGGUGAGUGGGCCCGUGGAGGCCUCAGACCCCCUCAGUCAUCCUCAGCAACCCACAGAGUGCCUUGUCCAACAAGAGGUAUGGAAGAUGCAGAAAGAGGCCAGAUCUCUGGAUGACAGGUUGACACGUGCCCGUAUCCGCUUGGAAGACCCAGAUUCGGGUAAAAAGAUGAGCUUCAAAGAACUCGUUGCAACUUUCUGUGCAAAGGGAAUCCCAACUGCCAGCUCUGCGGAGACACUGGAGGUUGUCCAGAACCAGGACGUGCAGAACCAGGUUGUCCAGAACCAGGAAGAAUUUCCACUAAAGAGCAACGAACUCUAUAAAAACAUCCAAGAGAUACGUGAUAAAAUGUGUAAGAUAGGCUUGAGGGAUCCGACAAUCCAUGCCGUUCAGCAAAGGUUGAAAUCAUUGGCUGAACUCAAGCAGAUGUUUGAUCGCUGUGCUGCAGACAUGGGUUCUUUAAGUGAAACGGCCAGCUGUCUUUCCCAGAAAGAGCUCAAGCACCAGUGGAGUCGUACAGAGGAUUUAUGGAAGGAAACCAAGCUCUCCAUUUCUGAAAAGCUGGAACACUGUGGCCGAGUGAUGGAGCUCUUGAAGAAGUAUCACAGUUGCAAAAACUGCCUCAUGAGCAUCAUUCUGAAGCAGGAACAUGUCUUGUCCCAGCAAACGUCUUACAUGGGGAAAGCGAACCUUCAAAGGAUAACUGCCAAGGUCAACAAGGCAAAGCAGGAAUUUAAUAAUCAUUCGGAAGAUGUUGACCGAAUAAACCAGAUCUGCAAAAACCUUCAGUCCCAGUUGAACAAAAUUAAGAGCUUUGAGGAGCCGCCCUUCGAGAAUGAGGCUAACGCUAUUGUGGACAGAUGGCUGGAUGUCAAUGAACGGACUGAAAACUAUUGUGACAGUUUGGGAAGAGCUCUGGCUUUAUGGGACAAGCUCCUUAAUUUGUCUAGCUUGAUUGAGGAAUGGUCAAAUGCACAGCUGAAGAACUUAGAAGAUGGCAGCCCGACCGAGAAGGAGCUGGCAGAGUUGGAGGCUGGUAUAGAGUUCCAGGAGAAGAACUUGGAAGAAUUUGACACAAAGGUGGCUGAAAUUCAAAUUCUCCUCAACGGCAGUGAACCUCCACUUGAAUUACAGGUCAUCAAAUCCUCUCUUUUGAACAAAAUGGAACUAAUAAGAAAGCACUUACCAAACAAGUCAAUACCCGCUGAACUCAAUGGCAAUACAGCGGAGCUAAAAGGAGACCUUGACCUGGCCAAGACGCAGAUUGGAAUGACGGAAUCGCUUCUGAAAGCUUUGUCUCCUUCUGACACUCUGGAGAUCUUUACUAAAUUGGAGGAUCUCCAUCAUAAGAUUCUACAACAAAAACACCACGUGGAGUCACUUCAAAAAGGGCCGGGUUAUUUGAACCCUGAAGUGACUGAAUUACAGGAGCAACUUAAAAGUGUCACUGACUUAUUUAAUUCAAAGAAGCAAAUCUUUCAGGAUCACUUCACUACUCUCUUGAACUAUCAAUGUAAGAAUUUUGAUGACUGGUUCAGCAGUACCCAGCUCUCUCUGGAGGAGUGUUUUGAAACCUCAGAAACGAAGGAGAUGCUAGAAGACAAAAUUCAACGGCUGAGGAGCUUCCUCACUUCUGAAGGGAAAGACAGGGAUAUCCAGGAGGUGAAAACUCUCUUGAGCCAAGUGAAGCACUACUUGCCCAAAGCAACUGUCGGCCAGCUGAGCAGUUGGGUGAGGGACAAAGACGUGGCAUUGCGGAAAGUAACUUCCAGAUGUCAGGCAGAAGAAGAGGAGCUCUGCAUCUCUUUGCAGCGGUUUGCUAGGCUUGAAGAUGACUGCAGCAGCCUGACAGAAUGGCUGCAUCUUCAGGAACUGCAAGAGAGUCAAAUAGAGAGGCCAGAAUAUGAACACUUUUAUCAAACACUACUGAAAAAGAGAGAGUCAUUUGAUUCUUUUGCUUGGCUGAUCAAUUCUUUGAGAAGCUCUGGAUUCACCUGCGAUGAAGUGGUGCUAGAAUCUGCUCAGCUUGUCAGCAAGUACAAGAUGUUGCUUGGACAUAUACGUAAAAACCUUGGGGUUUCUAAGGUACUAUCAGCAGAAGGGAAGAAUUUUGAAGAACUUGCCCAAAAUGUAUUCUCCUGGGUGCAAAACAUGAAUGAGUUGGUCCUCAGGCUGAGCUCUGAAGACUCAAAGACAUCUUUGGAAGAAAAGCUAUGCCAAUUGAAGGAAAUUGUUUUGCUGAAAGAGGAAGGCAAUGCCAAACUAGAAAAUGUUGCCGCUCUGGGAGAAAACGUCAAGAGUGCCAGUGGCAGCAACAAUGAAGCCGUUCAGCAAAUGCUUUCUGAUGUCCAAAAUCAGUGGGAGAGCACCAUCCAUCUGGCUACUGAAUGUCUGAGGCACCAAAAACAACUCCAGCAACAGAGGAAGCAACAGAGGAGGGGAAAAGAUGAUGCAAGAGCAGUGCCAUGCGAUUCUGAGACACAAAAUCAAGAAAUAAGUCUUGAUCUGUAUCUUGACUCUGAGGAGAUGCAAAGUCAGUUUUCCAACUAUUCAGCCCUUCAAGAGGAAGCUGAAGAUUUAACCUUACUCUUAAAUGAACUAGCAAGGCAGCACAGUUCCUUCGGGGUUUUCACUGAUGAUUCAUUCUCAGAGGAAUCAUUGGUGGCCUUGCAACAACUCCACGGAAGUCUUGUAAACCGAUUACAGAGUACAGCAAUACUCUUAGAAGGCCAUGCAGAAGAAUACCAGCGUUGCAAAGAGCUGAUGGCCCACCUGAGAGCUACUCUGGAUGAGCUCUGGGAUCCCAACGAUGAAGAGCCAAAGCAGAUACAGCAAGAUACUCUUUGUCGAAUUGAAGACACACUUCAGGGGAUUAUAGCUGACAUUGAAAUCCUCAAAGAGGAGAUGUGUAUUAAGGAUGAGAUGGAUGCACCACACAGUAUAUGCAAGAAGCAUCUUAAAAUUAAAGUUGGGAACAUGGAAGAAGAGACUAGGAACAAUGCCUUCAAACAAAAUAACCUUUUUUCUGAUGAUGGGCAAACUCAAGAGACAACAGAGAAACUUUUCUUUGAUGCUGAAGAGAACAAUGCAAUGGAAGUCCAAGAAAGAAGACCAGUCUCAGGAGUAGAACUAGUUUCCCAGAAGAACCUUUUGCCUGAAGACAAAAUCCUUACGGAAUAUGCUGAGAUGGAACGAAAGGUCAAUGAGAUGAAGCUCCGGACUGCAGAGUUAGAUAUUGUGUUGGUGAAUGAUCAUCUCAAAGAAAUUGAGUCGUUGUGUGCUCAUCUGAAAAAACAGAGAGCUGAAGCUUUGUCACUGUUACAAGGAGAGCACGCAAAAGCUGGAGGAAGAAGCAAGUCAGAUCCACAACAUGUGGCUUCUUCCAGGUGGGAUAAACUGCUGCAGGAUUUAAUGGCUGUUAAAAAGGCCAAGGAAGAACAGCUGGAUUUAGUUAAUAACUAUCAAGAAUGCUUUGCUGCUGUCCAAUCUUCAAUGAAACGUUUCUCGGCAGAAAAAGAGAACCUAAAAAUAAGGGGACCAAUGGAGGAUACCAUUGUCCUUGAGAACAUUAAGAAGUGCUUGACCUCCAUAGAAGACGAGAGAGUACUUCUGAACAAGCUGAAAACUGAACAAGAAAGUCUAUCUAGACAUCUAACCAAGAUGGACAAAGCAUUAAUAGAAAGCCAAGUGGAUCAAGUAGAGAGAUGGUGGCAGCAAAUGGAAGACUCGCUUCAAAAGAAACAGCUUUGGGUUUUGGCAGAAGCCGAUGAAUUCAAGCUCUUUACAGACAAAAUGCAGGAUCUCCAAAAUAAGAUCCAAGAGCAGCACCGAUUGCGAACAGGCUUGGAUGCACCCAAUGGAGGAGACUCUGUGUGCUCAGCCCUGAUGGGCCCAGAACUACAAAUGCUCAAACACAGUGUUUGUUUGUUGAGAAGAGGCAUUGAAAUGCAGAUGAAAAGGAUUUGGAGUGAUGCAGGGAAAACAGCUCUCGAAAGUCAAAUAAACAAUUUGCAGAACCAAGUGGAUGAACUGGAGCAGCUGACUCCGAAAGAGGAAGUCCAGAUGAUGGGCAACUAUUCUCACAGGCCGGAAAUUGCCAAGAAGAUCGAAGAGGCCAUUUUAUGGGCAAGAGACUUAGAGCUCCAGCUUGAUGAGAAGGCAGCGCUUUUCCCAGGUGAGCUGAUGCUGCAGAUCCAAAGCUGCCAGGCUCUGAUCAAUGUUGCUAAAGAGAAAGAGUCGGCUGUUAUGAAGCUGGUGGAGGAAGCCCGUCUUGUCGCUCCCCAGCUGGUGCCCAGGGAAUUUUCCGCUCUCGGCCUCCUUGCACGUGAGUUGCAAACCUGUCACCGGCGUCUCGUGCUGAAAUUGGUUCAGAGGGUGCAGCAGCUGAAACCACAGUUUGAGAAGAGACAAAAGCUUUUUGCAGAUGUAGAAAAAGCUCAGAGCCAACUUUGGAAGGCGGAGAGCAUGUCCAGACUCGAUGCAGGCGAAGCAAGUGUCGAGUCCGAGAUGGAUCCAUGGCAAGUUGUCUCGGAAGAGCUCUCUCAGGAGAUUCAGGAAACGGAAGGAUUAGUCGAUGCAAAUUGCAAAGAUCCACCUCAGGGGCUAAAAAUAUUUGAGCAAUUAUUUCUCAGUGAUUGUUUACGAAGCUUCAGGAGCAGAGCAAAAAGAGCCCUCAGGCUAAUCCAGAUUAAGGAUUUUACAGUACAAAACAAGAUAGAUACCUGUGAAAAAUUAUCUGAAAAAAUCAUAGCACUUCAGCGGGAUCUCAGCAGCCUUUGCCUUCAGUGUAAUGAGCUGGAACUGGAUCAAAAGAAACUGUUCCCUAUGAAUCAAGAGUUUAAGAGUAAAUGGAAUGCACUUAGAGAAAGAACUAUAUCAAUUCUGGAAUGUUUGACAAACCUAGACAGAUACAAGGAGAUCUGGGAAUUUCUGGGUCUGAACUGGGAUGCAUCGUGCCUUGGAGAAUUGCAAAGCCAGCUGUGCAAAAUGAAAAAUCACCUUGAGCAGAGGGUCAAAUGCUUUGAGAGCUUUUCCACAGAGUACGACAGACAUCAAACGGCACUUAAUGAAGCUGAGACUAUUGUAUCUAAUAUACAGAGAAACUGCAAUGCCCUGAAAGACUGUUCAGAUGUCACCUCUGAAACCAAUCUGAUACCAGAAAAGAUUUUGAGCUGGCGAGUGCAGCAUGGCAAACGCUUAACUCAGGAGGCACUCAGAAUAUUAGAUAAAAAUGAAUCUCUUUCCAUCCCUCUCAAAGAGGCCAAAAUGCAGGAAAUAAAGAGCUUGAGGGCAAAAAUAGAAGGAGUAACUCAGAUGAUCGAAUCCAGGAUGUUGGCUGCUCAAGAAAAGCUUCAACCUGAACAAGGGCUUCGGAGCAUUGUGAAUCACAGUUUGGUGACCUUAAAGCAAAUUCAGUCUGAGCUCCAACAGCCCCUUUUGCUUGACUUGGAGAUUCAGAUGAUUCCCUGUGAAAGGAUGUAUUGCGAAGUGCUUGAAAAUGCAGCAGAAGCAGAAUGUUGUGCUGUGGAAGAGUUAUUACAAAGAGAGUCUGAGGAAGAAAAAAGCCCCUUCCUUGAUAUUUUGGGGACAGAACUAGAGACACUGAGAAAUCUGAAAAAAGAGUUGAAAGCUGAUAUUGCUUCACGUAGGGAUGCCAUAGAUGAAGCCUUUGGGACUGUGAGGUGUUACAGUGAAGCUGUGCAAAAAGCUGCUGGUCUCUUUCGUCAGUGUGAAGACCUUCUUUCUAGUCCUGCGCUCAGCUUGGAUGAACUGGAAGAGGAAUCUCUCCUCCCCAUUCUCCAGACACAAGAGCAGUUUGAGGCUGCAAAGACUGAAGUGGAAGCUUUGACUUCUGUGUUGGAAAAGCAAGUUAAACAAAGAGCCAAUCUGCAUCUGCAAAAAACACUCGGGGAACUUGUUGCUGGGAACUUAAUAGUAGCAGAAAAGGCUCAAAAAAGAAGAUCUGAUUUGAUGAGAUGUUUGGAAAAAUACCAACACUUCAAAAAAUCCAAAGAUUCGAUCUGUGCUGAUCUUAAUGAUGUGAUAAAGGUUCUUCAGAAAGCUAUGGGCCACAUUCCAGUGUCUUAUAAAGAAGCUUUAGAACUGUCAGAACAGAGCAAGAUGCAGGUUUCCCGACUUGUUUCAACCGAAGAGGAUCUCAUGAAGCUGAGGCAAGAUUCAGGACACCUGAGUUUGAUGUGCAAAGAAAGCGAUGGCUUGCUGAUGUGCACCGUUGCGUCAACACUGUGGCUAAAGUGGCUUUAUCUACUUAAUGCUGCAAAAGAAUGGGAGGGCACAUGUGAAGAACAGAGCCAAGAAUGGAAAUCCAUCAGUGAAGAAAUGGAACGAGAAACAAUCAUUCUAGACAAUCUACAGGACGAACUGCCUGAAAACCCAAAAGAAAAGGAAAGUGCCACUAAAGAAGAGCUGGAUGAAUUCCUGGAUUGUGCAAACUAUUACAAGGAAAGCUUGGAUGCUGAGAAGUUGUUGCUGCGCCUGAUCCUUCAGCGCUUAAGGAGCAUCCUGGGUGUCCCCGAAAGCCCUCCUGGGAAGAAAGAAGACAUUCCUGUUGUGCAUGAAAUUCAGGCCAUGCAAGAGCGGAUCAAAGAGAUCCGUGAAAAGGUUCAAAAGCAAAAGGAUGCUGUGCAGUUGGAAAAAGAAGACCGGGCCAAAGUUAAUGAGGAAAUACAUGCCGUGAAGAGUUCAUUAGAGAAUACACUCUCUUUGCUCCACAGCGUAGAUGGAGAAACCCUUAAUGAAAAGGCAGCAAAAAUUGAGGAGAUUCAGAGAGUCAUCGGUCCUCAGAAGCAAACUCUUGAGCGGAUCAUGGAGAAAUUACGGAUCAAGUAUGCUGACAUGUAUACGAUAGUUCCUGUGGAGAUUGAAACGCACUUGGAAGAUUGCAAAGAAACACUGAAAGACCUGGAAGAAAAGGUCAGCGAUGAACUCCUGAAGAACUCCCCUCGCUAUAUUACAGAUAAAAAAAUUGAAGACAUUAACAAAGGCCUUCAAGCUGUUGAAAACAUGUUACAACAGAAGAGCGAGGGCAUUGAGAAAGCCAAAGAGAUCCAGAAGAGAAUCUGGGAUCUGCUCGAUCUUUGGCAUUACAAAAUGAAUGAGCUGGAUGCAGAAGUUCAGGACAUAAUCGAGCAAGAUCCCUGCCAGGCUCAGGAUCUGAUGGAUCGCUUGAUGAUUCCUCUGCAGCAAUAUCAGCGAGUCUCACAGCUGGCUGAACGUAGAACUACAAACUUAAACAGGGCUUCUAGCAAGAUGGAAGAAUGCGAUGAACUGCUGAAGAGCACCCAGGUUUGGAUUGAAAGCACCAAUAAUUUGCUCACAGAGGAAUGCCAAGGCGACUCUGCAAAAACUUUGACUAAAUAUGCCACUUCACUCCAGAUUGCAUUUGAAGAUUCAGAACAAAAGGAAACCCUUCUCAGUGCCAUUUAUCCAGAAUUGGAAGAGUUGUCCACUUUAGUCGAAACCGAUGCUCUGUUGCGGGAGCUGAAUAACGUCGGCAAGGAAGUUAAAGCCUUACAGGAAAAGAUAAUGGGCAUUCUUCCACAUAUCCAGCAUUUGGCUGAUGAGGUGGAAGCCGUUGAAUCUGAAGUGAAAAAAAUGGAGAAGGAUGUAGACAAAAUCAAGACCAUCUUGUCCCCUUCAGAAGACACGCUCGAUUUUUCUCCUAAGGAGCAUCUUAAACACGGCCAGGUGAGUAGAAGUGUUUUGUUAAACAGCACUGGCAGAGUUAUCAUGGUCCAUAUCAGUGCUAUGCAAAACCAACUUAUGGAAAUGCAAUCCUAUGAAGAAAACUUAAAGUUACCAAAUAUGAGGGUGCAACCUUUGUGUGUGUUCCAAAGAAUGAAACAUCUCCUGAAAGAGUUGAAGAGAUUGGAAAGAAUUACCCAGACACAAAAUUCACUGCUUGAGCCAAUUGUGAAAGAGGUUGAAGCCAACGAGCAAGAAACGGACUGUGUGAAACAGCUCCUGUUCCCAAAGAGUGACUUGGGUGAAUCGUCUGCAGACUUCCCAUGGCCUGGUGAGGCUGCGCCCCAAAAUGAGGGCGUGGAGAUGGAGGAGAUAAAGCAACGGAUUGCCAUACUGUGCCAGAAGAAAGAGGACAUUCUGAUGUCUAUGAAGAACUCUUUGAUGGAGCUUCACAAGCAGCAAGAGCAACCUGAUCUGGAGGAUGACACUGAGGAAUCGCAAGAGUCAGAGGAAAAUGGAGAUGGUGCAGCAUGGCAGCCAAAGAAACGAGGGUCGGUAUCCUUUUUGCCUUCCUUGGCUGAAGAAGCUGAAGACCGUUCAUUCCACAAUUCCCAGGGUGAUGCUGAUGAGCCCAGAGACAUGCACGUUAAACCUGACCGGGAGAGCAACGCCUUGUCCUUUCACAGAAGAUGGAAUGAGGAGGAAAAUCGUGGUAAUCAGAUGAAGGGCAAACCCUCCACUGAAGUCACAAAUGCUCCAGAAUGCUUUCGGACAUCGCUUCAAGAAUCCAAGGAAAUUGUGGACUCCGAUGGAUCUGAGUCUGACCCUGUGCAGGUCCUCCAUGUGUGCCAGGCACAAAUUGCAGAGCUGGAAAUGAGGAUAAAAGAGGCCAAGAAGUCCUUGGGGUCAGAAGCCCAGACUGGUCAAAUGCAGCAAGCGGUGGAGCAGCGUCUUGCUGCGUGCCAGAUCAUGUUAUCAGAGAUUGAACAGAAAGUGACGUGUCUAUUGGAAAAUUGCAAAGACAGGCCUGCCAGCGAUCGCCCAAACCUCCAGGAAGAAGCCGAGAGCCUUUCCCUGAAGCUUAGAGAUGUGAAGCUCAGCUUGGAAAAAGUCCAGGGCAUGCUCCAAGAUAAACAUGUGGAAGAAGAGGGAAGCCUUGGAGAAAAGACCUCGGAGAUCUCCUCACAACAUCUCUGCUUUGGUCUUUCCAGUAUAUUUCCACUCAUUUCCUCAGACAGACCUGUGCUCAGCAAGACAAAUGGUUUACAGCACCAGCAGGAGCUCUUCUCAGAACUCUCUGAACAAAGCAAUCUGAUUGACUUCAUUGAAGUGUAUGUGGGGAAGAUGCAGCCACAAUCUGAACACAGCACAAAUUUGGAGUUGCAACCAAGCCACGAGGCACCAGUUUCAAAAGAUGAGCCCAAUUUUCUAACGCCAAAGGAUCAAACGGGUGACAAGUGGCAAUAUUUGCAAGAACAGCUGUUGUGCAAGAAGAGUCCUCUUCACUUUGAGCUUAUUGAACCUCAGAUCUCUACCAAAAUAAAUAUUCUGCCCAAGGGUGCCACAUCAAGUGUGAAAACGCCAACCGUUGAGGAGCUGAAAAAGUACACCGCAGAACUUGGCAGCCUAAGCCAGAUACAGGAAAAUGUAGCAGGGGAUGUUUCGUUGAGCUUGGAUGAGAAACUCUUUGAGCUGCUCCUGGCCAUCAGCCGCUGCCUAAAUAACAUGGAGCAGAUGUUAAGCACCUCCGCACUCACCAGCGAAGAAGCUCCCGUGCAACAGAUACUCUACGAGACUCUUUCUGCAGAACUACAAAAGCUUCAUGCAGAUAUUGGGGAUAAAAAGGAAGAUCUUUUGAAGUCGAUCACUUCCGCUGGUGGUAACCCUGAGAGAUUCUCUCAGUGUUUUAGCAACUUGCAGGCGUGGCUACAACAGACAGAAGCGGCCACUGCUUCUAGGAGCAAAUGUAUGAAAACCGACUUGGACCGUUACAGUUUCUAUCAGAAUGAAAUCAGGGAAUUGUAUGAUGAGUUGAUUAAGAAGAAAUCCGUGAUGCAACAGUCCUUUGGUGCAACGAGUAGCCAUGACAUUUCCAUGACGCUUCAGAUCACAAAAGACUAUGAGUUGGAACUGCAGAACUUUGAGACUCGGAUAGCUAAACUAAGAGAUCACGGAGAAAAACUUCCUUUGCCUGUUGCCCUAGUCCAUGAAGUAGAUAAAUUAGAGGAAGUGCUGGACGACCUUUGGAAGAUCUUGAGAGCCAAACAGAGGGAGCUAACAUCUCCGUUUAUUAGCGAGCAACAGUAUGAAGUUUUGUUACAAGGACUAGCAGAGCUCACAGAUCUUGGGCGAGAGAAAAUUAUUCAGAUAUCCAGCCUGAAAGCUACCAACCAGGCUAAUUUACAGUUUCACCUUAAAAAUCAUAAGAGCUUUUUCUGUAACCUUAAGACUCACAUGCUGCUUGUGCAAAUGUGCUCCCAAAAAGUGGCACCUUCAGUAUUACAAAAGCGAGAGAAAUCCUGGAAGGAGUUGGAAAAGAAUAUCGAUUCAUUGGAACAGCAAGCGAUCCAACACGGAACCUGUCUGGAAAUGCUAUCACAGGACUGGAUAGAAUUUGACGAGAGUUAUGCGUCCUUCUGUCAAAAACUGGAGGCACUCUCUUCUGAGGUCCCUUCUGUGAGUCUGGUGGAAGGAACAGAGGAAAGGCUGAUGGAAAGAACUCAACUCCUCCAGCAAAUCAAGAAGAAUAUUGAAAAAGAAAAGGCCAGGUAUGGUCAGCUAGUGAAAGAAGGGAAGGAUUUGAUGGAGCUUCUGAACUGUCCUGAAUUGGAAAGCCAAGUUGGAAAGCUACAAGAGCAAUGGGCAUCUCUUUCUCAAAAAGUUGGCCAUGAGCUAGAGAGACUUGAUCGUUUACUCAGACUCUUAUCCAGCUACAACCGAGAAUCCAAGGAUUUGGAUCGCUGGUUGGCAGUAGCUCAACAGCGUGUGAAUGACUGGAAGGAGCAGUCGCUCGAUGCAUCCCAGGAGCUCAGCACCGUCAGAGACAAUUUACAGAGCUUGCUUGAAUUCACUAAAGAAAUUGAUGAAAAAUAUUCCUUGAUGUCAUCAGUGCAGAGCACUGGCAAUCAGCUCUUGCUUAUUAAGGAAUCAGAUUCUGCGGUGCUGCGGUCGUCCUUGACAGAGUAUGAACAGAAGUGGGCUGAUCUGACCACCCAGUUGCCAGGCAUCCAAGAGAAGUUUCACCAGCUCCAGAUGGCAAAGCUGCCAUCUCAUGAGGCCAUCACAGAAUUGACUGCCUGGAUGAACCAGAUUGACCAACUAAAGAGCAACAAGGCUACUAUUGAUCUGCAGAGUUCUGCAGGCCAAGUAAAAAACCUGCUUAAAGAAUACAAGGAAUAUCUGUUAGAAAUGAAUUUCAAACAGUGGGUAGUGGAUUAUGUCAACCAGUCACUACUACAGAUGACGACUUGUGAUGUUGAAAGCAAGCGCUACGAGAGGACAGCCUUCGCAGAGCGUCUGGGGGAGAUGAAUUUGCAGUGGCACAAGCUACAAGGGGCUCUUAACGAAAAGAUAAAGGAAUUGGAACACAUUUUGGAGUCUGUUACUGAAAAAGAAAGCAAAGCCCAAUCCUUAGGCAGCUGGCUAGAAGCACAAAGCAGCCGGCUCAGUGAGGCAGAGAAGCCAGCAAGUUCUUUCUUUGCACAGGAUACAUCAGAAUUCUGUAAGGAGGUAGAAAAUGAGCUUGCAGCUAAAUCAAAGGAUGUGGACCAAUUGAAACAAAUGUAUGCACUUGUAGAACACAAUACCAAAGCUUCUGAGAAGCCUGUGUUAGAUAUCAAUCAUUUGGCGGAACUGAGGGCUAAUGUAUGCAACCAGCUUGCGCAGUUGAAGACUUCGACACAAUCUGCUUUGGAGAACUGGAGAAUAUAUGAUGAAGUCUGGGGAGAAGUCAGGCAGAUGCUUGCAAGAGCUUUGUAUUACAGUGAGCACAGCAAGCCUGCAGUGAUUACCUUUGAGACUGUAAAAAACCAAGUAGCAAAUCUCCAGGGUCUCCAAGAUAAAACAGAAAAUGAUGAAGAAAUCUGGGCUAGGCUCCAAGCUACUGUGGAUAACCUUAAGAAGCUGUGUGAUCCCUUGUUUUUACAGCUUAUUGAACAGAAACACCAAAAGGCACGGACAAGAUGGGCAUUGAUAAACAAAGAAAUUGAAGAUCAACUGCAGAAAGCACAAACUUAUUUGCCCUUUUGGAAAUCGUAUGUUGGUGUGUAUGCUGAGGUGUCUGCCAAACUGGACAAACAUGAAGAACAGUGCAAUUCCCUUUUGGCAGUAAACAUACCUGCAGGCUGUACAAGAGACUUCCUCAAAGAGAAAUCACAGGAUGUGAAGAAGCUACAACGUGGCCUUCAAAACCUCAAAAGGAGCAGCCUCCAGGUUUCUGAGCUGGCAGAUCAAAUUGUUCAGCUGGUAGAGCCAACAUCACAGCCUCUUCUUCUGGAGAAACUCCAUCCACUUCAAAGGGCCUCCCGUUUGGAAAAGAUGUUGCAGAUGAAAGCAAGUGAAUUUCAGUUUGCCCUUUUGCAACUAGAGGAGUUUGAGAAGUGUCUAGAAAAACUGGAAAACCACCUUAAAGGUUAUACAGAAGCACAAGAUCAUCUAAAUCAAGAAGAUGAUGGCUCAGACCAUUUCAUGAGCCAGAUGUUGGGCCUCACUGCUUUGUCACCUGAAAUGGAGACUCUGAACGAAGUCAGUUUUAAGUUACCUCUCAGCGAUGUCACUGCAAAGAGUUUGCAAAACCUGAACUGGCAGUGGUCCCAGAAGACAGCCAUGGUCCUGGAACAAUGCAGUGAGCUGCAAACCAUUCAGGCGGAUGACAAAGCAUUUCUCCAACAAUGUCAAAAUUGGGUGCAUUUCCUGGAGAGAAUGAAGGAAGGUUUGAAAGAGAACGUGGCAGGCACAACUGAGAGGCUGAAGGAGCAGCAGAGAGAAUAUGAGAUACUGCAAGCAGAGAUUUCUGUUCAUCAGCAGAUUUUCAACUGUAUUAUGUCCAAAGCUCUGCAAAUGCUUGAAUCAGGAGAAGCAGAAAACAGGACCGAGUUUAUCUCCAAACUCACCGUGUUGAAGGAACAAUGGCAAAGUGUCGUCCACAUGGCUCAGAAGAGAAAGAGCCAAAUUGAUACCCUUGUAAAGCAGUGGCAGAAAUUCACAACCUUGUCUCAGGACCUCAGAAGAUUUCUCACAGAUACAAAUGGCUUCAUAGCUGCUACAAAGAGCCAGGACAAGUACAGCUUAGACCAAGUUAGGACUCUGAGUCAUGAUUUCAAGAACAAACAAAUCCUUCUUCGGAGAUGGCAAAACAGGUACUCAUUGGCCUUGGACAUGGGUAGAAAUUUACUUGGGGCGGCAGCCCGUGAAGCAAAAGCUGCCAUUCAACACGAGAUGAGCCAGUUGCAGGAGAGCUGGGGCAAUACACAACUUCAAGUGGAGAAGAUGACAAAACAACUUCAAAGCACUAUAGAGACUUGGGAGAAUUGUGAAAAGCAAGUGGAAGAGUUAGGCCACAAUCUUCAAAAGCUCAAGGCAGAAGUAAAAAAUCCUCUCCCAGGAGAACAUGAUGACCUGCAGGCAGCCAAAGAACACGUCAAGGACCUGGAGCAGUCCCUUGCCAACUGGAAUCAAAGGGCGAAAGAGCUUGGCACCAGGAACGCGGAUCUGGCUCACUACCUCCUUGCGGAAGAUGUGAUGGUGCUGAAAGAGCAAGUCCAGCAUUUGCACAGACAGUGGGAAGAGCUCUGUCUCAGAGUUUCUCUGCGUAAGCAAGAGAUAGAGGACCGACUUAACGCCUGGCUUGUGUUCAACGAAAAGAACAAAGAGCUGUGCUCUUGGUUGGUGCAGAUGGAGAGCAAAGUGCUCCAGUCGGGCGACAUCAGCAUUGAAGACAUGAUAGACAAGUUGGAGAAGGACUGCAUGGAAGAAAUCAACAUGUUCAGUGAAAACAAACUACUUCCUCUCAAGCAAAUGGGGGACCAGCUGAUCAAGGACAGCAACAAGAGCAGAGUGGCUGAAAUUGAUGAGAAACUCAAUAAAAUUAAUGACCGGUGGCAACAUCUCUUUGACGUCAUUGGAGGACGGGUGAAGAAGCUGAAGGAGACUUUUACAUUCAUACAGCAGUUGGACAAAAACAUGAGUAAUCUCCGCACCUGGCUGGCCCGCAUUGAGUCUGAACUCUCCAAGCCCGUUGUUUAUGACAUCUGUGAUGACCAAGAGAUACAGAAGAGGCUUGCAGAACAGCAGGACCUGCAGCGGGACAUUGAACAGCACAGCGCAGGUGUAGAAUCGGUGUUCAGUAUCUGUGAGGUCUUGCUGCAUGAUUCGGAUGCUUGUGCCAAUGAGACUGAGUGCGACUCCAUCCAGCAGACUACAAGGAGCUUGGACCGGCGAUGGAGAAACAUCUGUGCCAUGUCUAUGGAAAGGCGAAUGAAAAUUGAGGAGACUUGGUGCCUAUGGCAGAGGUUUUUAGAAGAUUACUCUCGCUUUGAAGAUUGGCUGAAGACAGCAGAAAAAACAGCAGCAUAUCCUAACUCUUCUGAGGUUUCAUACACAAAUGCUAAGGAAGAGCUCAAGAAGUUUGAGGCGUUUCAGCGGCAAAUCCAUGAACGGCUGACUCAGCUGGAGCUGAUCAAUAAGCAAUACCGGCGAUUGGCCCGGGAAAACCGCACAGAUUCAGCCAGCAAACUCAAGCAAAUGGUGCAUGAGGGCAACCAGCGCUGGGACAACUUGCAGAGACGUGUUGCUGCCAUUCUCAGGAGACUUAAGAAUUUUACCACUCAAUGGGAAGAAUUUGUGGGCACAAAGGACAGUGUCCUCGUGUGGUUGACUGAAAUGGACCUGCAACUGACAAACGUGGAGCAUUUCUCAGAAAGUAACUUCGAUGACAAAAUGCGGCAGCUAAAUGGUUUCCAGCAGGAAAUAAUGCUCAACGCCAAAAAGAUUGACCAGCUCACUGAAUUUGGGGAGCAUUUGAUUCAGAAAAGUGAGCCAUCAGAUGCUGUUGUGAUUGAAGAAGAACUAGAAGAACUCCACAAAUACUGUCAGGAUGUCUUUGGUCGUGUCUCCCGAUUCCAUCAGAGACUGGCAAACUGGCAUUCGGGUGCAGAAGAUGAAAAGCAGUCAUCUGAAAAUAAGGCCGGUGCAGAAGAUGCAAGAGGGGUGCAUCACGAUCCGUGGCACAAGAAAGCUUUACUGGAUGUCCCACCACCCCAGCAUUCUCUCUGUCACCUCUUGCCCCCCGCCGUGGGUCACGAAAGGUCGGGCUGUGAGACACCUGUUAGUGUGGACUCCAUCCCUCUGGAGUGGGAUCACACAGGAGAUGUGGGGGGCUCUUCCUCUCCAGAGGAUGAGGAAGAAGAGCCAUACUACAGUGCACUCUCGGAUGUAGAAAUCCCUGAGCAUCCUGAGGCAUAUCUUAAAAUGACCACAAAAGCUUUGAGAACAGCUUCUGCAGGAACAUCUGCCUCUGAAACACAUACGUGGCACUCUCCAGAAAGCACAGCAUGUCGAAAACAUCCGUAUAACCAAAGGGAGAUGGUAAGGAGUGUCCUAACAAACAACCCAGAAACCAGCACUCCUUAUAAACCAGGCUAUGUAAAACAACUGAGCACUGGAAGUAUUGACAGCAUAAAAGAGAUCCCUGGGAUCUUGUCUACUGAACACACCCAAGACACCAACAUCAUUGGUGUUUCAGCAGUUGAGAAACAGCCAGGCUCCAUGGAGAGAUGGGAGCUGCUUCAAGCCCAAGAUCUGAGCAACAAGCUGAGAAUGAAGCAGAAUUUGCAGCAAUGGCAGCAGCUGAACUCUGACCUCACCACCAUCAACGCUUGGCUGGACACCAUGGAAGAAGAGCUGGAAGGGCUCCAGGAGGAAAGUCCAGCCAACAGCAUCCAGGUCAUAGAACAGAGGGUUAAGAAGCUGAAGGAUAUGCUUAAAGCCUUUGAUAAUUAUAAGGCCCUUGUGCUGUCUGUCAAUCUGACCAGCAAGGACUUCAAGCAGGCAGAUAGCACCGGGUCCAAAGAACUUCAAAACAGACUUCGACAGGUCAAUUUUCGCUGGGAGAAGGCAAACCUCUUAAUGGGGAACUGGAGAAAGGGUUUGCAGGAAGCUCUAAUGCACUGCCAGGAUUUCCAUGAGAUGAACCAGAAACUUCUGUUGUGGCUGGCUUGUGCAGAGACACGCAGACAUCACGCACAGGUUAAGGAUCCAAAUGCUGAUCCUCACAACAUACAGGAGAGUCGAAAGGAAUUAAUGCAAUUAGAAAACGAACUUCUGGAAAGGCAGCUUCAAGUAAACACUCUGCAGGAGAUCGCCACUCAUUUGCUUGACAAAUCAGGUGGAGAUUAUGCAGAAGCUGAUGAGAAGGUCCAUGUCAUUGGGAAGAAACUAAAACAGCUCCUUGAAGGAGUUUCACAAGAUUUAAAGGUUUCACAAGGAAGCCAGGACAUAAGUGCAUUUCAGAUGCAAGGGAGUGAAGUAGAUUCUGGAAGGUAUCACCAGCUCUCAGAGAAACCUUCCACCUACAGGCAUAAGGGCGACAGGCAGAAAUCAUUGGAGAAUAAGAGCAGCAGCAAUAUUAGAUCGGAGGAUGGUGAUGAAGCCCAUCCUGCUGGUCCCAAGACCCUUUCGUUCUUUUACCGGGUUCUGCGAGCCGCCUUGCCUCUCCAGCUGCUCUUCCUCCUCCUGUUGCUUUUGGCUUCCUUGAUCCCUUUUUCCGAGGAAGACUACAGCUGUACACAUGCCAACAACUUUGCCCGGUCUUUCUAUCCAAUGCUGCGCUACAUCAACGGACCUCCGCCAACUUAAAAUCCCUCCUUUCUCCAUUUCUUUUGCACGCAACCAAAAUUAAUUUUCCUCCCUGGGUGCUCUCUUUGUGCCAUUAAUAUAAGCCCCGGGAGUUCACUUAGUGGAAAUUGCUCUGUGACUUCCCAUCAGAGUCCAUUGGCACUAAUGAACAUCCCACCUUAAAAUCUCUAUUGCAGUUGACAGUAACUAAGAAGAUUUACCUUCAUCUUAAUUUUCUGCUGUCUACACAAGGGAGUGUGACCUUAGUCUCCAUAUAGAUUCUUUAGCGAUUUCAAUACUUGAGAUGGGAGGGGAUUGAGUGUUAAUUAAUUGUAGUUUUGUACAGAAAAAAAUGCUAUUUCUAUAUAUUUUUGAACUGUAAGCAAAAAUGCCUGGUACUUUUGCACAAUGUGUGAUCGGUUGGUCAACAACCUUUAUGGUGGAUGAUCCACUGAAUGACAAAAGUGGUAUUAUGUUAGCAUUAAAAUAACUUCCCUACUUAAUUAUCAUUUCCCACAAUCUUCCAGAAUGAUAAGCAUCACUAAAAGUAAUGGGAACAGUGCAAUUUAAUUGCAAUGGGUCUUGCAUUUAAGGGUGCCCUGAUGGACUGAGCCCAUAGCUCAUAAUGUGAAGAGAAGCCCUUCCAAUGGCAGGAACAGAGAUCACAAAUCUACAGUUGUAUUUUGGUACUGUGCAGGGAGAGGUUUAAUUUUUAAAAGAAUAUUUGUUAUACUCUAAAUAAUUUAGCAGCAUACUCCAAUUAAUGUAUAUAUUUCCAAGAGAAAGAUUUUAGUACUUAGAAACUGCUGCCUUGUCUGAGGUCUUUUUUACUAUGUUUUUCAAUAUAUAUGUAUAUAAAAAGAAAUUUGCAUGGAGAGGUGGGGUUUAUUGUUCAAAGUUUUCUAAAGAAUGAAAAAAAAACCCUAAAUGUAAUUUGUGUUGAUUACCGUGUAAGCCUGUGGCUUUUAAUAAAAAAUGUUUAAGUUUAAUCUUUGAA
Molecule: messenger RNA, 21400 nt
Organism: Anolis carolinensis (green anole)
Lineage: Eukaryota; Metazoa; Chordata; Lepidosauria; Squamata; Anolidae
Gene: syne2
Product: spectrin repeat containing nuclear envelope protein 2
Exons: 113
Coding region: 181-20424 (6747 amino acids)
Biological process (GO): nuclear migration; nucleus organization; cytoskeleton organization
Cellular component (GO): perinuclear region of cytoplasm; membrane; nuclear envelope
Molecular function (GO): kinesin binding
Source: RefSeq, a predicted model, not a curated record